Arabidopsis thaliana (thale cress) is the source of this 557-nucleotide messenger RNA. RefSeq names its product thionin-like protein. Gene Ontology annotation, cellular component: extracellular region. The transcript is spliced from 2 exons. Bases 1 to 366 code for a protein of 121 amino acids. The record is from RefSeq and is marked reviewed. Lineage: Eukaryota; Viridiplantae; Streptophyta; Magnoliopsida; Brassicales; Brassicaceae.
AUGGAGGACAAAAGAGUGGCCAUGUUAGUGGUGAUGAUGUUGGUGAUGGGGAACAUGUUAAUUGAGGCAGAGGCUGUUAUGUCUUUUAAAUUAUGUUACGGAGGUUGUCUUGUGGCGUGUGCUCUAAUAGCGCCUCCGAUUAAAAAACUUUUUUGUCCUUUUUUGUGUAUCAAGGAUUGUAAACGUCGACCUAUGCUUUCUUUUGAGGCAAAUCUAAAUGAAAUUGACCAAACUGGUUCUUACUGCGAACUCGGAUGUGCUACCGAUCGUUGUGUUUCAUCCUCCUCAAUUGAUGAUAAGGAUCAUGUGGAGAAAGUUUCAUUAUGCGUGGAUUCAUGCUCAGAAGAGUGCUCCCACAAGAACUAAAAUCGCUAUUGAUUUUAGUCUAUGAAAAUUAAUCUCUAAUUAGAAGAUAGUGUCGUAGUUUGUAUCGAUUAAAUAUUCUCCACUGAGAAUUUAUUUCCUGAGUUGAUAUGCUUUGUGUUACGAGCAAGCCAAUUGCAAAUAUAUAGGUAUCGAGGCAUCCAUCUGAAAUAAAGAGACUUUCAUUAAUAAAG